CAGGCCCUACCUUUAUCUAUAUCUAACUACACUCUCCACUUCAACCGUACUUGUUGGUUCUCCACAUUCUAUUAUUCUAUCAAUCACGAUGUUAUGGAAUACAGUGCCUCUUAGCUCCUCUUCUCUCUCUCUCUCUCUUGCUCGCUCUGUGCAACAUUCCUGAAAACCUGCAUAGAAACACACACACAAAAAUACUACAAACAAGCAAAAUUCGAAGCCUGUGGAAAAUUAUCUGGAUCAAACUGUCCCAAAGCAAUCGCGGGAUUGGUCUAAACUGCAGGGACAGUUUCAGUCCUUAGCCAAUAGAAAAUACAGAAUUUGUACAGCUGACGUGGCUUCUGAAAACACGGAAGUAAAGCUUUGGUGGUGUUUCAUUAAAUUGAGGAACAGAAAAUGCCAGUGGUGGCAACGGAGAGAUAUGGCUCCCUCGAGUCAUGGAAAUAUCAGUUGAAGGAUGGAGUAAUGGAGAGAGAAAGAGAAGGGGGCAACGGUGGGACGACUGGAAAAACCAUCAUUGGCGUGUUCAAAAGUGUCUUCUUGCCUCAAGGGUAUCCAGAGAGUGUCAGUGGCGAUUACCUGCAGUAUCAAUUUUGGGAUACUCUUCAGGCCUUCGCCAGUUCUCUUUCAGGUACUCUUGCCACCCAGGCCUCUUUAAGGGGUGUUGGUGUUGGAAACCAAGAGGCAACAGUUGCUGCUGCAACAAUUACCUGGUUAUUACGAGAUGGCACAGGCAUGCUGGGAAGAAUCCUAUUUGCCUGGCUUAAAGGGAAUAAACUGGACUCUGAGGCCAAAAAAUGGAGGCUUGUUGCUGAUGUUCUCAAUGAUAUCGCCAUGUUCAUGGAAAUACUGGCUCCUAACUUCCCAACAUGCUUCACUCUAAUUGUGUGCUCUGCUGGAAUAUUCAAGUCCAUUGUCGGGGUUGCAGGUGGGGCCACCAGAGCUGCUUUGACUCUUCACCAAGCUCGCAGAGACAACAUGGCGGACAUCUCUGCCAAAGAUGGCAGCCAGGAGACUUUAGUGAAUCUGGCUGGACUGCUGGUCAGUCUGAUCCUUAUUCCUCUUGUCACUGACAAUCCACUGCUGACGUUCGUCCUCUUCUUCCUUUUCACCAUUCUACACCUUUGUGCAAAUUACAAAGCAGUGCGUUCAGUUGUCAUGGAGACACUCAACGAAGCUCGGCUUGCUAUUGUGCUCCACCAAUACCUGAGAGAUGGACGGGUCCUCGGUCCACUAGAGGCCAAUCUUAAAGAGCCUGUAUUCUUGGAGUUCAGGAGGACAGUGCCAAUCAAACUGGGAGUGAGGCUAGGGGAACUUAUUUAUACGUCAGAGGACCUUAUUUUGGCCAUGAAAAACAACCACAAGCCCUUCCUUAUCGGAGUCAAACGUGGCUCUGUGUGUGUUUGUUUGGGACCAGAUGCAUCUGUAUGUGAUGAGAUUAGGGCUGUGUGCCAAGCAGUGUGCCUCUGCACUGUGUUACAACCUGUCUCGCCACUAGAGGGGGCUCUCAAACAACUCUCAAUGUCACAAAGCAACAAUCAUUGGGAGCUGGUGCAUGAGAGUCAUAAACUUAUGGACCAAAUUUUUCAGCCAUUCCUCAAAGCUCUGGAGGUAGCUGGAUGGCAGACCAGUCGAACCCUGCUGGACUGGGAUGAAUGGAGGGUGGAGUGGAAGAAGAAGAGCAGUUAAAGGAGUGGCAGGGUCUCUGGAGAGCAACAACUGCAAGGCAAUAGGCUGAGCUCUCUGUCAAACAUUCAUUGUGACAUGCUCAAAUAUUAAUAUGCUCAGAUUCAUUUAAAGGUUUUUGUCCUUUUAUGGUACAUUUUAUACAAACAACUUCAGAAUAAACUUGACCAUAACUUUAA
This is a messenger RNA of Oncorhynchus gorbuscha (pink salmon), 1862 nucleotides long. RefSeq names its product RUS family member 1 (gene rusf1). The coding region runs from base 394 to 1686 and encodes 430 amino acids. The record is from RefSeq and is a predicted model, not a curated record. Lineage: Eukaryota; Metazoa; Chordata; Actinopteri; Salmoniformes; Salmonidae. The transcript is spliced from 16 exons.